AUGAAAGGUAUAGAUUAUGAUAUUAUUGAAUAUUUUCAAUAUGAAAAUAAAUAAUAACUUAAUAAGGAACUUUCAUUAAAUUAAAUAGGCAGAAUUGAGUAUAUACCUAAUGAAAGAUGGAUUAAAUAAACAAUAAAUUUGAAGAAUUGCAUUCGCUUAAGAGAUUUAAUGCUUUGGAUUGUAAUUAUAAACUUAUUUUAAUAAGGAAAAAGGAUUAGUGUUAAUAUCACUAGGAUAGAUAUUGAGAUUAUGUCAAAAUCUACUUAAUAAAGUUAUAGAAUUAUAACAAAAUUAAUUAGAUCAUUGUUAUUUAACAUCUAAUAGAAUAUGGUUAAAACUUACUUAAAAUAGUAAACUACUCACUAUUGCUCAUGUAGACAUUGAAUAUUAAAUUGUAUUUACAGGCUUUUAAUGUCCAAUCUUUGAGAAUUAAUCAAAUAAAUAGUCAGCCUCUACUUCUAUUAUACAAAUAAUGAUAUAAAUAAUUAAAGUCUUUGAAACAAACUUUCAUUAGUUUAGAUACAUUUAAUAUUUGAAUUAAUAAAUUUUUCACAUUCUAUAUCAGCAAAAGGAUUUAUAUUAAGCAUAAAAUUGUAUAAGGCAAUUAUAUUAAAUAUAUAAAUCCCAUAAAAAUUAUAAUGAUUAUUGCACAGAAUUUCAAGAAAUAAAUGAAUAUCGAAAAUAAAUGGAAUAUGGGAUAUCAAAACUAUUUUCUACAAUUUUACAUUGUUUUAAUUGUCAUGAAGGUUUUUUUAAAGAGGAUAUGAUUUUAGGAUUAAUAUCAAUAAUUGGUGAAAGUAUAAAGCAGAAUACCUUAAAAAAAUUAGAAGAAAUUGAUUAUUAAAAAAUGUGUGAAAAUUAAGAAAUCUUUUGGAACAACAAGAUUAAAUCAUUAUUAACAGAUAAUACAUUAAUUAUUAUAAGAAAUUAAUUUUAAUAAAUUGAAGAGAUUACUAGGCUUGAAAUUUCAUAGGAGAAUGAAUAAAUGAUGAUUGAUCAAAUUAACAGAGAAAUAACAAAAUCUUAUAUUCUAAAAUAUUUUUUUAAUUCUAUUUGGAUUUGGACACCAAAUUAUUAAGAGUGUAAAUAACAGCUUAUAUAAAAUCUUAUGCCUAAAUUAAAAUACCUUACAAAGGAGAGAGUCGACUUACAUAUUAAAGAAAUGGCCUUUCAAUUUAUUAAUGAACUAAUUUGA
Molecule: messenger RNA, 1195 nt
Organism: Paramecium pentaurelia
Lineage: Eukaryota; Ciliophora; Oligohymenophorea; Peniculida; Parameciidae
Source: the annotation of a GenBank genome assembly